Staurois parvus is the source of this 489-nucleotide messenger RNA. NCBI's taxonomy places the organism in Eukaryota, Metazoa, Chordata, Amphibia, Anura, Ranidae. The record is from the annotation of a GenBank genome assembly.
UCCUUUGAUUCUCACCGCGCAUGCGUGGCUCAGGGAGCACGCAGCGCGGCGAUCGCCGGUGCUCUGUGUCCCUCGGACACAGCAGAUCACGGAAAGAGCCGAAGAUGUCGGCACGGUCAUGUGAUCAGCUGUGUCCAAUCACAGCUGAUCACAUGCGACAUGUACACUAAUCAUCAGGGCACUGAUGAUCAGUGUGCCCUGAUGAUCAGUGUGGCCCAGAAGUGCCACCUGUCAGUGUCCAUCAGUGCCAGCAGUCAGUGCUCAUCAGUGCCACGUGCCAGUGCUCAUCAGUGCCACAUCAAUACCACAUAUCAUUGCAUACCAGUGCACAUCAAUGCCACAUAUCAGUGCCCAUCUGAGCUGCCUUUCAAUGUCACCCAUCAGAGCCAGUCAGUGCCACCUAUCAAUGCCACCUAUCAGUGCUGCCAAUCAGUGCCACCUAUUAGUGUAAGUCAGUGUCGCCUAUCAAUGCCAGUCAGUGCUGCCUAA